Messenger RNA from Austrofundulus limnaeus, 3852 nucleotides. RefSeq names its product phosphatidate phosphatase LPIN1. Gene Ontology annotation, cellular component: mitochondrial outer membrane; nucleus. NCBI's taxonomy places the organism in Eukaryota, Metazoa, Chordata, Actinopteri, Cyprinodontiformes, Rivulidae. Gene Ontology annotation, molecular function: transcription coactivator activity; phosphatidate phosphatase activity. The transcript is spliced from 20 exons. Gene Ontology annotation, biological process: cellular response to insulin stimulus; positive regulation of transcription by RNA polymerase II; fatty acid catabolic process. Bases 227 to 2797 code for a protein of 856 amino acids. The record is from RefSeq and is a predicted model, not a curated record.
AGACGAGUAAAAAAGAAAACGAAGAUAAACAGAGAUGAAGAAACGAGACUGGCUUUCACGUAAAUAGUCAGUCUUUGCCUCUGGAACUGGGUGACACAAAGCGUGGACUGUCUGAGACGCUCUGUGGAGAAACAGGAGAUAUUUAAAUACCUUUACCGCUGCGGGGCAAGACUUGCCCCUGUGUUAAAGUCUGCCAGCAUAUUAGCCUGAACAGACCCGUCAGACCAUGAACUACGUGGGCCAGCUGGCGGGCCAGGUGUUCGUCCAGGUCAAGGAGCUGUACCGAGGCCUCAACCCCGCCACCCUCUCCGGCUGCAUCGACGUGAUCGUGGUGAGGCGGCCCGACGGCUCGCUGCACUGCUCGCCCUUCCACGUGCGCUUCGGGAAAAUGGGCGUCCUGCGCUCCCGAGAGAAAGUGGUGGACAUAGAAAUCAACGGAGAACCGGUGGAUCUUCACAUGAAGCUUGGGGACAAUGGAGAGGCGUUCUUCGUGCAGGAAACAGAAAACGAUCAGGAAGUUGUUCCCUCCCACUUGGCCACCUCUCCCAUCUUGUCAGAUGGGGCCGUUUUGAUGAGCUCCCCCCUGCUGGGGAAGAACUCGGGGUCUCCCGUACAGAACCUGGGCUCCCUGGGGAGCGGUGGAGAGAACAAGAAGAGGAGGAAGAGGAGGAGGAAGAGCCGGGCGGACAGCACGAGGAGGGAGGAGAGCGGAGACUACUCGGCGAACGAAGACAUGUUUUCCAUCGACAUGAGCUCUGACGAAGACGGGGAAAUGGAGAGCAACAGGUUGUCUUCUCGAGAUAUUUUAGGAGACGAGACAACAGCUGCUACCAGCGGCGGUUCUUUCAAACAGGGUGGGGUCUACGCUCGUUCCGAUGGAGGAUGGAGCCCAGUCCAGAGCCCUGGCAACUCUCGCCCCUCCUCACCGAAGAGCGACUCAGAACUGAUCACUAAUCUGUCGGACGCAGACAAUCAGAAUCCUGCCAUGCUCUGGGCGUGGGGAGAGCUGCCGCACGCCGCCACGCCUUCUUUCCUCCCUCUGAAGCCCAGCCCACAGCCUGUUUGUCAUUUAUCCAUCCCCGUGACUAAGAAAACACACUUCCGCGUCAUACCCCACGAGAUACCUGCACCCCGGCUGCCGACGGAGGAGGAAACGGCGGGGAUGGAGUUCGAAUCCACGGAGGGGAAAACUCAGACGGUAACCACAGAGACGCAGGCGGUGGCGGACGCGGAGGAGACGGCGCCUCGUCCUCACGGGAAGACAGACUCUCCGUGUAAGAGAAAAGACAAAAGGAGCCGUCAUCUUGGUUCUGAUGGAAUCUACCUGGAUGAUAUUACAGAACUGGAGCCUGAGGUGGCUGCGCUGUAUUUCCCUAAAAGUGACAGCAGUUCAACUKUGAGAAGCAUCUCCGACCCGGGGCCCCACAGCACCAGUCAGUCCCCACAGUCCGUCAGCUCGGGAGGGGACAGCGGCGUGGACAGCUACUGUGACCCCAUGUCUGACCUCCCAUCUAUCGCCGUCUCCCUGUGUGGGGGGCUCACCGACAACAAGGGGAUCACCGCAGAGCAUUUUAACGAGAAGAUCAUUUCUUAUCAGCAGUUUACAGAAAACCCCUCCAUCAUCGACGACCCUAACUUAGUUGUGAAAAUUGGCUCAAAGUACUUUAACUGGAGCACUGCGGCUCCACUUGUGCUCGCUAUGCAAGUCUUUCAGAAACCCCUGCCAAAGGCCACAGUGGAGAAGAUUAUGACGGAGAAGAUGCCCAAGAAAGGAGGAAGGUGGUGGUUCUGGAGGGGCAGAAACAUCAAAUCAGAUUCGGUAGCCGAAGGUGGAGCUUGUGGUUCUGAUCAACAGGCUGGGCUCAUGGAAAUCAGACAUAAAGAAGAGUCGUCUUCCAGUGACGAAGACCACCUUGCAGCCAAGCAGAGCUCUCUGAUGCUCCAGUCCGAGCCUGGACUCCCAUCAGGAGGCGUCUCUUACAAGAAAACACUCCGCCUGACCUCGGAGCAGCUGCUGUCCCUUCAGCUGCAGGACGGCCCCAAUGACGUGGUGUUCAGUGUGACCACUCAGUAUCAGGGAACCUGCCGCUGUCAGGGAACCAUCUACCUCUGGAACUGGGAUGACAAGAUCGUCAUCUCUGACAUCGACGGAACCAUCACCAGAUCAGACACGUUGGGUCACAUCCUGCCCACCCUUGGGAAAGACUGGACACAUCAGGGAAUUGCCAACCUUUACCACAAAGUCAGCCAAAACGGCUACAAGUUCCUGUACUGUUCAGCUCGAGCGAUCGGCAUGGCUGAUAUGACCAGAGGCUACCUCAACUGGGUCAACGAGAGAGGCACCAUGCUGCCGAUGGGCCCCGUCCUCCUGAGCCCGAGCAGCCUUUUCUCAGCUCUGCAUAGGGAGGUGAUCGAGAAGAAGCCGGAGAAGUUUAAAGUGGAGUGCCUCACAGACAUCAAGCACCUCUUCUACCCGAACGCACAGCCGUUCUACGCAGCGUUUGGCAACAGACCGACGGACGUUUUUUCAUAUAAAGAAGUCGGAGUGCCACUAAACAGGAUUUUUACGGUCAACCCCAAAGGAGAACUGGUGCAGGAGCACGCCAAGACCAACAUCUCUUCAUACGUCCGUCUGGGCGAGGUGGUGGACCACGUGUUUCCCCUCAAAGACCGAUCCUCCUCMUCGGACUUCCCCUGCUCGAACACCUACAGCCACUUCACCUACUGGAGGGAGCAGUUCCCCCGGGUGGACGACCGGGAAGCGACGCCUCCUCAGAUUCCCAGCUCCAGCAGCUGAUCSAACCUGCCGAGCUUCUUCCGACUGACUGAAAUGUAGCAGCGAUUUGUGCAGUUGUAGUUACGAGCGUGAGAUGCACUGUUGUAAAUUCUCGAAGCACUUUUUUUCCUACAUAGCAGAGAGUUGAUCAAUCUGCCWCGAUUAGUCUUAAGGACAAAACGGAGAUAGGAGCACUUUUAUCAUACAACUAAAUAUGUACAUUUUGGAGAAAUACUGUUAUUUAUUCAGGCAGGUUAGCAUUAAGUGAGUGUAUUUUAGACAAUGUAAUUAUAUGACGUUAGUAGCACAACUUGUUUUUAUUUUAGACCAUUUAAAAACGUAUGAUAUCCGUUCAGGAGUGCUGAGCGUACUCCAAAAAAGCAAGUUACACAAACGUGUGCCAAACAUUUAAUGCGAAUCUUUUUAUCUUACUUCAAACUUCCUCAAUCGGCACAGAAAUGCAUUUCUUUACCUUUUUAUAUCUGUGAGCAAGGUUUUUGGUGCUGUUUGCAAGAAAUCAAUCACAUCAAUAUUAGCAUUUUAUGUUCUUUUAAAGCACAGUGAAACCUAUUGACUUAGCUGGAUUAGUCUGUAGAAAAGCACAAUACCUAUAGCUGCCUUUAAGGUGAUCCUAAUUUAUGAAAUGAAUUUAUUUUUUAUGAGUUUCAGUGCAUGAUAUAACACUUUUUGUUGUAGCAUCUUUUAUCAGUUUUACCUUUUACUUUGAAAGGACAAUCAGUCAUGGUAUUAACAGAAUUGUUUUUCUUUGCAAACACUGAAAUCUUUAUUUCUUAAAUCACCUCAGACAUUAUGCAACUACGUAAGCAGGGACCAUUGUUAAAGUCUCCUGCCUAUUGCAGUAUGUGAGUACAAGCAGCUUUAUUGUCGUGACAUCAAACCUUCAGUAUUGUUUAUKAGAGAAGAUGUGUUACAUAACGUCUGUUAUUCUUUCCAUGAAAGAGCUACAACAGCCUGAAAGGAUUUUAUCUUGGCCUUUACUGUGAACACGAUUUGGUAUCUGUUCUUCAUCGACCAGUUUGUUGUUAAAGUGGUCUCAUUAAACUCAGUGAACGUGC